UGUUGAAUUUUGUCGAUCGACGACCGUCUGGGUAAUGUGUGCCUAGUUUAGGUUUUAAGUGCUGUUAAAUCGUUUUAAAGCCUUAAUUAAAUACUUUAUACAUUGUUUCAUUUCAGAUUCGCUUUCCAUAUGAUUCACUAAGUUCAAGUCAUAACAGAAAAUGUCGGAAGAUUGUUCACCUGUAGGAAUACCGCUGUGGGCAACCAUUGUCCUCGGUAUACUAUUUGCUGUAAUUACGCUCCUUGGAAUUGGCGGCAAUGCAAUCGUCUGCUACAUAAUUCUUGGGAACAAGUGCAUGCGCACUGUCACAAACUACUUUAUAGUGAACGUCGCCUUGAGUGAUUUGCUGGUGGCGGUUUUCUGCGUUGAAAUCUCGUACUAUGAGGCAGUAUUUCAGUGGCCGUUUAGUGACGACGUAUCAUGUAAACUAGUUCGUUUCGUUCAAAGCGUUUCCGUCUCCGUUAGUAUUUUUACGCUUGUCGCCAUCAGCCUCGAUCGCUUCUUUGCGAUCAUUUAUCCGUUCCGAAAGAAAAUGGAGUCAAUCCACGUGAUCAUCAUAAUCAUUCUUAUUUGGUGCGUUUCACUAAGCCUAGCAGUUCCUCUAUUAUUGCACAAUUACACGUUGCUUUACUCUAAUUUCACCUACUGUGGAGAAGUGUGGGAUUUUGAAGACAAAAUUAUAGACGACCAGAAGAGGUUUGCGUAUAGUAUUAGCAUGCUUCUUUUGCAGUAUUGUAUACCGCUUAUUAUUCUUGCCGGGGCAUAUGGUACAAUUGGAUGGAAUGUAUGGGCUCAUAAAACACCUGGUGAGGUUGAGCACACGAGGGAUCAGAAAAUACGAGAGACGAAAAAUAAGCUUGUCAAGAUGUUUGCGUUUAUCGUGUUGGUGUUCGCCCUCUGCUACCUCCCCCAACACGUAAUGACUUUGGUACAAGACUUUGACAAAACCAAUAAAGUAGGAUGUUACAAAUACGCCCGAUUAGUUCAUACUACAUGCCUGUGCAUCGCACUCAGUAACUGUAUAUACAACCCUAUAAUUUACUGCUGGAUGAACGCAAAAUUUCGAAACGGGUUCAAAGCGUUCUUCAAUUGGAUUUGCCCGUGUUUUAUUCGAAGGCCUGUAAAGGAUGAAUACUGGAGCCUAAAACGAAUACCAACGCUACAGACACAAACUACGGAUUCCAUGGCAGUAAGGUCGGACAAAUGGGGAAGCGACAGCCGGAAAUCAAACCAAGGCAGAUUUGAGCACCAGGAGAAUAAACCCUUUAUUAAGCAUGUGCCGAGCGCUAAAGCUUCACCAGCCAUAUCACCAGUAUCUGUAGAUUUUGACACAGAAAACUCUAAUGUUCGACAGAGUUCAGAUUAAGGCACUAGAGUAAAACAGAGCCUACAGACGUUUUGUGUGGUAAAACAAUACUGCGAUGAUAUAAUUUGUCCACUGCGUUGAAUGUGGUCCAUGAUGUCAGCUUUCAAAAUUGUUUUAGGCAAUUGUACGUAGCCCUACAGCUUAUAAUUUAACAGUGCAGUAAAAUAUUGCCUGUGUGAAUGUUUUCGAGGGGUUUAAGGCAAUGUAUAAAUGACAAGACAUUUUUUCACCUCAAGAAACUGUUUUUUAACUCCACUGCCUGAAAGCGGUUGACAAUGACAUGAAAAUCUACCUGUAGAGGGCAGCAUCUUCAUUAAGGAAACUGGCAGAAUGAGGUGAAUAAUUAUUAUUUCCAGGACAUUGGAAAUACAUAUCCUCAUACAUGAGGACUCAAGAGAUACAAGAUGUUAAAGGGGAAUUUCUCCCAUGUAAAGACUAAGUGAUCAACACUUAUAAAACCCUAAAUACACUGACCAUAUAAGGUACCAUGGAGCUGUCUUAGCUCAUUGAUAUUACACAAACACGUAAAGUGUAUAUACAUACUUACUUGGUUAUAGUUUUACUGUCGAUUGAUGGCAAUAUUUGUUUGUAAACGUAUCGUACAUUUGUCGAUAACAUAUGGAUGUUCCGUGAUAUGAGAGAUGUUUUUUUUUUUAUAAGAAGAGGCAUUUAAAAAUCUGGGGAAAAAAGAAUCCGAAUAAAUAUUAAAUAAUAAUACUAAUUUGAACAAUUAUAAAGCGCUUUAAAAAGACCGUUUAAAUGGAUCAAAACAUUUUUAAUGGAACAAAGAUCAAACCAGAUAUGUUUCUACUUAUUUGCAGAUCUACUACAAAACCCUUAAAUUAAUUAACAACCAAUUAAGGGUAAUUAGGAUAAGUUUGAUCACCCGGUUGGUCAAAAUUGCCUUUGCGUACGGGUUGAUAAUCCCCUUAUCGCGUCGAAAUGAAUUCAAUGGAUUCGAAAUGAACCAUUGUACAAUCUUUGUGUAGAAGGUAGAAAAAGUAGUAGGUGCCGGCUCAUGGUAUUUUAUAAUAAACAAAAAGUUAAUAUUAUUAUUUUAUUUCAGUAGGUAUACAUUUUUUUAACUGUGCACAAAUACUUGACCCAUUGAAAAUGGUAUGGUCUGAUUAUCAGACCUGAAACCGGAGCUCCGCCAGAGGAGAAUCUGUGGGCCUAGUAGAAUAUCGUCAUUUAUAUACUGUCAUAACUACCAUAUUUGUUAUGUAAAUACAUUAAAAAUUAUAUCUAUACGUUCACCUACACAUGUACAAACUAAAAAUCAAAAUAAUAUUUCAAGAUAAAGCAAAUAUGCCUGGCAUUCUAAACUCCAAAGUUAGGCCCUUC
Anneissia japonica is the source of this 2710-nucleotide messenger RNA. RefSeq names its product RYamide receptor-like. The transcript has 2 exons. Gene Ontology annotation, biological process: G protein-coupled receptor signaling pathway. Gene Ontology annotation, molecular function: neuropeptide Y receptor activity. Lineage: Eukaryota; Metazoa; Echinodermata; Crinoidea; Comatulida; Comatulidae. The coding region runs from base 161 to 1366 and encodes 401 amino acids. The record is from RefSeq and is a predicted model, not a curated record. Gene Ontology annotation, cellular component: membrane.